AUGAAUGAGACUGCCUCAAACCGCACGAAGAAAGUGACCAGCGACUCCAUCUUCCGGGUGGUGUCAGUAUCCAAGAACUUCGCUACGUUGUCGGCUCUUGUUGUCGAAAAUGAAAGCAAACUACAGACAGCUUUUCCGGAAUUAACUAUAGACACUCCUGUGCGACUUGUUCUCCCGGAGUUUGGUUUGCCUGAGAAAGAUUGGUUAAGUGGUGGUAGAGAUAUUACCCUGUUAAUGCUUGCAAGCCAUACUUCUGGCCUUCCAAGGGAAAGCUACCUUACCCCUUUUAAUAUGGUGACUGGAUCGGGGAAGGCUGAUGCUCCCACGAUUGGGGGUUUGUGGGCUAGCUCAACUUCUGCUCAACUUCUCGAAAGCACGAGGAAGACAAACCUCAUGUUCGCCCCAGGCCAGCGAGCUGGAUAUUCAAAUGCUGGGAUCGCCAUUCUUGCGUCCGCUGUAGUUUCAUACUACAAUAAUCUCCAUGGGUCCAAUCUGACAUGGACCCAAUUUGCAGUGCAAGAGAUCUUAGCCCCGCUCAACCUGACUCACAGUUUCUUCGGCACUAUACCACUGGAGCUGAUCCCUUAUAUCGGCAUUCCCGGAGGCCCCAACUUUGUUGAUUUAAUAGUAGGCCUUGGUUACGACCCUGCUGUUGGGAUGUGGAGCUCAGCCAAUGAUCUUACAAAGUACCUCCACCACAUCUGGCUUUGUCCAGAGCCGUUGCCCCUUAUAACCUCGGCACAACGUCGUCGCAUCCUCAGACCCACGAUUUCUCUCCCAGACGGUAAACAACAAGCUGGACCAGGCUGGGAAAUCGACCUCAUAACAAUAUCCUCCUCCAGCGACGUCUCCACUUCGCUACAAUCAAAAACUUAUGCCUCGUACGGCAAAUCCGGUGAUGGCGGCGGCUUCCACGCUUGGAUAGAUGUCAUUCCAAACCUUGGAUAUGGAAUCGUGGUGCUUUCACAGCACUCGGGAUUACCGGAGUAUGCGCGCAUUGUGCCGACUAGCGUGCGGAACUCCAUCCAUGAAUUUUUGAUCCCAGCAUUUGCUGAGGUUCUAACAGAGAGAAUGAAAGACCGGUUUGCCGGUUCCUAUACAGACGGGAGGGAUGGAGGCGCAAUUCCAGAGGAAACAGAGGGUGCCGGUUCGAAUAAGACUUCUUAUGGUAGGCUGGAGGUCAAAGACCAAAUAUUGUACUUGCGAGAGCUUACCAUCAAUGGUACGAGCGCAUUGGAGGGCUUGGAUCGGCUGGGAUGGGAAGGCAAUGAUGGACCGAGAUUGUGGUCAACGCCAGAAGGGGUAGCGCUUACGCCAGCAGAAGGAGCUGGUGAGAACGAGGAGUUUGGCCCUGGAGCGCAGGUCUGGAGGAUGAUACUGCCCGGGUUGGAGGUUUGCGAUUGGUUCGAUUUUGACGGGUAUACGGAUCAGAAUGGCUGGCCUUUGAGUAAGGUUGUGCUUAUAGAGGGUAAGGGUAGCGCCGAGCUACACUAUCCACCCUAUGAUAUUGUUCUCUCAAGAAACAUCAAUUGA
Molecule: messenger RNA, 1533 nt
Organism: Lindgomyces ingoldianus
Lineage: Eukaryota; Fungi; Ascomycota; Dothideomycetes; Pleosporales; Lindgomycetaceae
Product: beta-lactamase/transpeptidase-like protein
Exons: 5
Coding region: 1-1533 (510 amino acids)
Source: RefSeq, a predicted model, not a curated record